Acanthosepion pharaonis is the source of this 1695-nucleotide messenger RNA. NCBI's taxonomy places the organism in Eukaryota, Metazoa, Mollusca, Cephalopoda, Sepiida, Sepiidae. The record is from the annotation of a GenBank genome assembly.
AUGACUUUAUUUGAUGAAGCAAGAAAGAAGGCUGAAGCAGCAGAGAAGAAAAGGGUUGCUGAGAAAGAAAGAAUAAAGAAGCUGAAAAAACGCAGGAGAUACCAAGGACAGAGGCGAGAAAUUUGGAUAGCUCCUGAUGGCAGCAGCCAUGAAAACCAAAUUGAAGAUUCUUAUGAGGAGGAUCUGUCUAAGUUGCCACUUGACAAAUUAAAUCGAAGAUUUGUGCUGAGUUUCCUGAAUGUACAUGGCAAACUUUUUACUAAGAUUGGAAUGGAGACAUUUCUUGAAAUGUGUUCUCAGAUGUUGCAAGAGUUCCAGACCUUACUGCAGCAAGCUCACCCUACUAUCACUUGUAUGCGCAUACUGCAAUUAAUGGCCAUCAAUAUGUUCAUGAUUGGAAACACAGCCUUAAAAGAAUCAUGUGAAGAGGGUAAUGGCCGGUCCUUGCUGCAAGAACAUGCAGUUCAGCUUGGAUUGGAUAUGUUUGCUAUCUUGGUUGAGAGAUGUGCAGAAUUGUUACACAAUCAUCUGAAAUACAACAACUCACCCCAGGAACUUCUCAGCUACACUCUAAGUCAUUAUAUGCCUGCAGUUAAGGUCUGGGCUGAUUGGAUGAUUUGUCACCCCCAGCUUUGGAUGCAACCUCCUAAUCUUAAUGAUCCAGAUCUCGGCCCUAACACUGAUGUGUGGGAAUCACUAGCCAAAUUGUGCAAUGUUCUCAUUCAAGUGGAUAUAUCCCAUGACAUAGCCCGUGAUUGUUUACGCAUUCAAACCCUACAAAUGUUUGGAGAUUACUUGUGUGGAAUUGAACCACCGAUGUUGUCAUUCAAUGUGGAGACCAAACAGUAUUAUUCUGUGGCACCAAGUCAAAAAUGUAAUGAAAUUGAAGCUGAAAUUAACACACUGGAUGAUGUCACAUCAGAGGAAGAGAUUAUUGAAACAGAAGAAGAUGAUGAAUUGGUUGGAGGGGAAGAAGAUAAUCUGAAGAUGUUGAGGGCCAAAAAAGAAGAACUAAAGAAAAAAGUAGAAGCAAAAACAUUACACCAACAGAACAUUCAAAUGUUGAGGGCCAAGAGGGAACAACUGCAGAAGGAAGUAGAACAGCAGACCAACCGUAGGCAGAAUAUCCAAGCCAUCUUACAAGAACAUCGGACUUGUUCUGUAGAAGUGGAAAUCCGACCAAUGUACCUCUUACCAGACACAAACUGCUUUAUUGACCACUUGUCUGGAAUCCAGAAGCUUGUCUUCACUACAAAAUACACUAUAUCUGUCCCUUUGAUUGUGAUAAAUGAGUUGGAUGGUCUGGCACGUGGUAACUUGGAAGGUCAUUAUGAUUCUGUUGAACACAGUGAUAUGGUCAAGGAGAAUGCUAAGCAGGCUAUGGCUUUCCUUGAAGAACAAUUUGACCAAAAGAACCCUCGAUUACGUGCCCAGACCACAAAAGGUAAUAUGCUGGACACUAUUGUCUACAGAAGUGAGACUACAGAUACAAAGGGCAAUAAUGAUGAUCUUAUUUUGGCCUGUUGUUUGCACUACUGUAAAGAUCACGUGCCAAAGGUCAAAGAUGGCCCUAUCCGUCUGGAGCGGGAUGUCGUACUUCUCACUGAUGACCGUAACCUCCGCCUUAAAGCACAUACCUACAAUGUUCCUGUUAAAGAUGUACCUAGUUUCCUCAAGUGGUGCAAAGUGACAUGA